AUGAACACUAAGAUUGUGCUAGUCUUGGGGUUAGUGGUCCUGGCUGUUGCUGACAAAAGACCAUCUUUCUCCUAUGGACCACCCCAGGAGUCCGUUGAUUCUGUGGAAGUCUCAGCAGAGUCCAGCGAGGCAAAGUACGACUUUAACUGGUCCGUGAAGGACGAUGACUCUGAUAACGACUUCGGUCACCAGGAGUCUCGCGAUGGUGACAGUACCAAGGGGUCGUACUACGUACAGCUUCCCGAUGGUCGUCUGCAGAAGGUGACUUACUAUGUGGACGGUGACUCAGGCUACGUGGCUGAGGUGACCUACGAAGGAGAGGCUCAGUACCCAGAAUCUGAAGAGUCUAGGGAGGCUCCCUCAUACGCCUAAGAAUAGCCUACUCAACUCCUGACUCAACUGAAUCAAAAUAGGAAACAUCAACUCAUCCCUAUUUACUAAAAUAAUGAUUUAAGGCGGUGCUUAAAAAAAAUUAGCUGGAAGACUCGCUUACCGACCAAAACAUCUACGUUUUGAUCGUUUCACCCUGAGUGGCUUUUCACUGCUGUUUCCUCAUUCGCUACGAAGACAUCUCCAAUAAUGCCAGACAUCUGCUGCACCAAUAACUCCACAACAUAUGAGAAUUUUUUCGGGUGUCUUA
Cherax quadricarinatus is the source of this 640-nucleotide messenger RNA. RefSeq names its product pro-resilin-like. The record is from RefSeq and is a predicted model, not a curated record. Gene Ontology annotation, cellular component: extracellular matrix. NCBI's taxonomy places the organism in Eukaryota, Metazoa, Arthropoda, Malacostraca, Decapoda, Parastacidae.